AUGGAAUCGCCUGAAAAAAUAUCAGAAAUGGAGUCGCCGGAAAUCACCGUCGGCAGGCAGAUUGAGAGAAGAACGAAGAGGUCUCUACUGCAAUAUACAAACUCUAACACGGAACCUAUUACUGGGACGUCGAGACGACAAUCUGGUGUAGGUCGCAAGGAGAGUUUAGUUCUUAAUUGUAUUCCAGAUAACUCUAACGGAAUCGAGUCACCCGAAGUACGACAUACUCAGCCCAUUGAUCAUGUCAAUGCGAAAUUUGAUCGAUUAUUAGUGGGUGUUUCACAUUUGGAAUCACGUAUUGACGCUACUGAACGUCGCGUAGUCAAUCUCGACUCUACGCAUAAACCUGAGCCUGAUCCGCCUUAUGAUCUUCCGGAGUAUGUUGAUGGCGAUUUCGAUCACCAUCGUAAUUUGUCCUUUCAUCGGGGCUCCAAGACUUAUUCCCACGCAGAGUCAAAUCACUAUCCUCGAUCAACAUAUCCUGCCCGCCGGUUUCCAGAGAUUCCCUUACCCCGUCCACCACACGACUCGGGGUACUCUUCCGGUCACCGUGUUCGGUCGGAUAGACCACCACGUCAGUUUCACAGUCAGUCCAAUCAGUUUCCUGAUUUUUCGGCAGAGCAGUUCCGCCCCAGAAAUGUUUGGGAACCGCCCCAAAACCGCAAUAACCACUCUACAACGUGGGAUAAUAAUCAUCCACGUUCGCGGUCCUGUUGGGAUCCCCCUCUGAACCGCCAUCAGCCUGGAUUUCAAAAUUCUGGAUUUCAGAAUUCGGAUUAUUUUCCGAGAGUGAAGAUGGAUCCGCCUCAUUUUGAUGGAUAUGAUGCUUCGAAUUGGAUUUCGUGGGUACAAUAUUAUUUCGAUCAUAUAAUGAUGCCGGAAGACCACAAAUUACACUAUAUUGUGAUGCUUUUUGAUCCACUAGUCGACGAUUGGAUAUUUAAUUAUCGUGCCAAUAACCAUUUUGUCACUUGGCUGGAUUUUUUGGAAGAUGUUCGACACAGGUUUGAUCCGCAAUGCUAUGAAAAUUAUAUUGGUCUUAUCUCCAAAUUAUGUCAAACGGGCUCUGUUUCAGAAUAUCAAUUGGCUUCCGAAAAGAUGAUGAAUAGAAUUUGCGGCGUGCCGGAGUCUACACUCUUGCCUAUCUAUAUUACAGGUUUGAAACAACCGAUUCAAAGGCAGGUAAAGCUCCACCGUCCCACUACUUUGGCGUCGGCUUUCGCGUUAUCUCAGGAAUUAUCGGCUACUCAUGCCGAAUCCAAUGCGCCAACAACUACUAGGUUUCACAAACGGCCAUGGACGCAAAAAGAUUCCCGAGGACCACUAACUCAACCGCCAAUAUCUUCAGAGAAGACUAUUGCAACCACAAGUGCUGCUGGGCAGCAGCCCUCUGCUCGCUCUCGUGAUUUUUCUAAGCUGCCGGUAGUCCGUGUUUCUAAAGCCGAGAAGGCUGAGAGUUCAAGAAGCGGUCAGUGCUGGUAUUUUAAUGAUAAGUGGGCACCGAAUCAUGUGUGCAAUCAGACGUUUCUCGUUUAUAUGGGUAUUGAUGAAGAUGGGGAACAAGUGACUGACCAGGAUAAGGAUUUAGUGACAGCCGAUUUAUCUCACUUGCAAUCACGUGAUGGAAGAAAACGGUCCAAAUCUUUAAGCAUUGUGGGGACUAUCGGAUCUCUUGAAGUCAGUAUCUUGAUAGAUACAGGAGCAUCUCAUGAUUUUUUACAUCCCCGGGUCGCGGAGAAAUUACAGUUACCUUUGUCGCCUAUUACUCCGUUCCGUGUGGGACUUCUUUCGUCUUGGAUUUACAUGUCCUUUGCCGCUUAUGGUUCGGAUUUAAUCUUGGGUAUGGAAUGGUUGGAGUCAUUGGGUAAGGUUACACAUGAUUAUCCGGAGAGAACGAUGGAAUUUAUCAAAGAUGGCACUCCAGUUCUCUUGCGAGGAAUUACACCUCCUCCACGUCCGGUUUCUGUUUGUAUGUUGUCCGCUAUGCUAGCUCGAACUACAGGCCAUGACCUGUAUGAGCUUGUGGCAGUCGACCCUUCUGACACGAAUCUCUCCGUUGAACAGCCGAUGUCUCUUCCGACGGAUUUGCCUGCGUCCAUCUUGGAAACCUCACAGCAUCAUAUUCAGGUCUUCUCUACACCUUCAGGCAUGCCCCCGCGUCGGCCCUUCGACCACAAAAUUCAUCUCCAACCUAACUCCCGGCCGGUGAAUGUGCGGCCAUAUCGGUAUCCAUAUUUUCAAAAGAAUGAAAUCGAACGUCAAGUUCGUGAAAUGCUUGAUCAAGGUAUCAUACAACGCAGUCAGAGUCCUUUUUCUUCACCGGUGCUGCUCAUUCGCAAGAAAGAUGGCUCUUUUCGGUUCUGUAUUGAUUAUUGUGCUCUUAACACGGCUACUGUACUUGAUCAUUUCCCAAUUCCCACCACGGAUGAGCUUUUUGAUGAGCUGGGUGCGGCAAAAUAUUUCACAAAACUUGAUUUGCGUUCGGGAUACCACCAAAUUAGGAUGCAGGAGGAUGAUGUCUUUAAGACAGCAUUUCGAACUCAUGAUGGGCACUUUGAGUUCUUAGUCAUGCCUUUCGGGUUGACUAACGCUCCCUCCACAUUCCAAGCGGCUAUGAACACAAUUUUUCAGUCAUUGCUAAGGAAAUCAGUCAUUGUAUUUUUUGAUGACAUAUUGAUUUAUAGUGCAAGCUUGGAUCUUCACGCUAAGCAUCUUGCCGAGGCAUUAUCUAUCUUGCAAGCUAAUCAGUUUUAUGUUAAGCUCUCCAAGUGUUCUUUUUGUAGCACCUCGGUCGAAUAUUUGGGGCAUAUCAUCACUGAUGGAUAG
Messenger RNA from Salvia hispanica, 2826 nucleotides. Lineage: Eukaryota; Viridiplantae; Streptophyta; Magnoliopsida; Lamiales; Lamiaceae. The record is from RefSeq and is a predicted model, not a curated record.